Molecule: messenger RNA, 6058 nt
Organism: Varroa destructor (honeybee mite)
Lineage: Eukaryota; Metazoa; Arthropoda; Arachnida; Mesostigmata; Varroidae
Gene: alpha-Man-Ia
Product: alpha-Mannosidase class I a
Biological process (GO): mannose trimming involved in glycoprotein ERAD pathway; carbohydrate metabolic process
Cellular component (GO): endoplasmic reticulum; Golgi membrane
Molecular function (GO): mannosyl-oligosaccharide 1,2-alpha-mannosidase activity; calcium ion binding
Source: RefSeq, a predicted model, not a curated record
ACCGCCCGCCCGUCCGCCCGCCCGCCCGCAAGUUAAAUACAUCGAAUGAAAAUUUUAAAGCACAUAUGGAAAUAUGUCGUAUAUCCUUCAUUAAAAUAGCCUAGAUGCAUUACCUACUCAUUCACAUCACUUAAUGACAUUGGCCCAAAGAGGGGAAGAUCCAUAGCAUCAUGUAAGAAGAGAAAUCUGCAACAAAUGACGAAUGUGACGUCCAGUGUACAAAAGAAAUAAAGCUUUUAUUAGCAGUAAUUGCCACAAGUAGCUGAAAUGAGUUUGGAUUAAACAAAUAUGCAGCAAGCCAGUCAAAACUGGGCUAGAAAUAAAUCGCAAGCUUUUAUUAAUAAGCAUAGUGGUCUGAUCAGUAAACAACGUUUUUAAAAAAGUAUCGUUACUCCGGAAAUAAUCCGAAUAUACAAAAACACCUUAAUACUCAAGUAAUAAUAAUAGAUCAGCUUUUCAUGAUGAUCAACACAAGGUAGCAGAUAUCAUGAAAGUGGCAGUAUUUGUCCGUCUCCGCCGUAAUCAAAUACAACCGAGAGGAUGCAACACGUAAUACUUGUACAAACAAGUUAGCAUUCAAUAAGAUGUUUAAAUGUUAACCAGCCACAUAAUAAAAUUUCCCAGUACUAAACCUUUAGUCUGCUGAAGCCUUACGGAACCACCUACGUUGAUCUGCACGAUCACUUAUUGUUACACGUAAUAAAUUGACGAUAUCGACAACGACGACCUCCAGAAUCACGGCCGACAGGAUGUUAUCUGCGCACCGUAAUGCGAAGUACACGCCUGUAUUAACAGCCGGGACGGCAAUUAGCCUCGGUUAUGGCCUAGGACGAUGGCGAAUCGUCCUCGCUCUCAUGGCGUUGACAAUGUGUGUCUGCUUCGUGAUGUUUUUCUUCUUGCCUGAAAAUUCGGCAAUACGACAACCGAUUCUAGAUAAGCCUGUCAAUGAAUUUUUGUUGCCCAAUGUCCCACAUCAUAGAGAGGUCGUCAUGCAGCAAGACAUUCAUAUACAACAGGACAGACAACGACUAGAACAGAAGAUUCGGCGAGGUGAGAGUCUUUCCGGUGUUGCGUUGCAAUUGGACCAGGCCGACGAGAGUAGAGUACAAGAUAAUGGAAACCGGCCGCGAGAGAAUCUCCGCGAAAUCGUGAAUCAGCAACAGGUCGAAAACAUGAUCCAGAGGGUGGAAAAUAUCGAGAACAGUAACCGCAAUGGAGCUGGAGAUAACAAUGGUGUUAGUGGAAAUAUUGAGGCCAAACGGAACAAUCAUAUUGAUGUGAAUACGGGGAAAACCAGUGACAAAAAAAAAGGUUUGAGAGUGCUGCGAAGGGCAAUCAUAGACCCUAGACGGCAAGGCAUCCCACGUGAUGAGGAGACUCGACAGCGUCGCGAGAAGGUUAAAGAGAUGAUGGCUCACGCCUGGAACAACUACGUGAAGUAUGCGUGGGGUGAGAAUGAACUGAAGCCUAUCACAAGACGGGGACACAGCGCUGGAAUCUUCGGCGAGUCAAAACAAGGUGCUACCAUCGUGGAUAGCAUGGACACUUUAUAUCUUAUGGGAAUGGUUGAGGAGUUUGACAAAGGUCGACAAUGGAUUGAAAAAAAUUUAGAGAUUAAAAAUCUCGAUACAGAAAUCAGCGUCUUUGAGACAAACAUUCGUUUCGUCGGUGGUCUACUCACACUAUACGCGUUUACUGAUGACGAAAUGUUCAAACGAAAAGCGGACGAGAUUGCAACAGCUCUUCUUCCUGCCUUCAGAACUCCUACUGGAAUUCCCUAUGCUCUCGUCGUACCGAAGACGCAAAAGGCAAAGAACUACGGUUGGUCCUCGGGGGGCUGUUCCAUUUUGGCUGAGUUUGGAACGAUGCAGCUGGAGUUUGACUAUCUAAGCGAGGUGACAGGAAAACCUGUUUUUCGUGAAAAGGUCACAAAGGUUCGACAGAAACUCUACGAGGUUAAACGAACUGACGGCCUUUACCCGAACUACCUGCAUCCGAAAACUGGUGUAUGGGGGCAAGACCAUAUCUCAUUGGGUGCGCUAGGCGACAGCUUCUAUGAGUAUCUGCUCAAGGCGUACAUGCAAACCGAUGGGGAAGACGCUCAAGCCAAAGAGAUGUUUCUAUCCGCAAUGGACGCCGUAGAGCAACACCUGCUAAAGCGCUCUGAGAGAGACAAAUUACUUUACAUCAGUGAAAUGCGUUAUGGAAAAAAUGAUGCGAAAAUGGAUCAUCUGACAUGUUUUGCCGGCGGCCUGUUUGGCCUUGCCUCUACCUAUUUUGAGGACCGCGCUGACAGAUAUAUGAAAAUCGGCGCUGAAUUGACAAGCACGUGUCAUGAGUCAUAUAAUAGGUCGGAUACUGGUCUUGGCCCCGAGUCGUUCCGAUUCAGCAUCAAGGCGGGCGACGCAAAAGCGAUCAGGUUCCAAGACAAAUACUAUAUCCUUCGACCGGAGGUCAUUGAAUCGUAUUUCUAUCUCUGGCGACUUACUAAAGAUCGUCGGUAUCGCGAUUGGGGUUGGGAGGCCGUUCAAGCGAUUGAAAAGUAUUGUCGCGUCGAGGGAGGCUACACCGGAAUUAAAGACGUCUAUAAUCGGCGUGCAGCAAAGGACGACGUUCAGCAGAGCUUCUUCUUGGCUGAAACACUCAAGUACCUCUAUUUACUAUUCUCUGAAGAUGAUUUGUUACCGCUGGAUGAAUGGGUGUUUAACACAGAAGCUCAUCCAUUGCCCAUACGGAAUCGCAACCCGAUCUACAAGAGCCAGCAAUAGUUUUUUUCAAACAGUAAAUAUAAUCGUUAUUGAAGAACGACGAAAAUAUGCAGGAGGAAUUACGAUAAGACGAUAAGGAACGGGAUAUCUAGCUCAAGGGUGAUGAUGCUUUCAGACACUUACUUAUUCAGAGGUGCUAUGAUAAGUCUCCUUAUAGCUUAGUGAAAUGAGUCUUCCCUAUCUAUGAGUAUUAGCAUUGCAGCCAUAGAAUAUAUAUGCAUACAUAUUUAUUUAGAAAGAGGAAGGGAGAUGAGGUGGAUAUAGAGUAAUGUAGGUGCGUGUGGCUGUUUGCACAGCAGAAGUUAGAGAGAUGUGUGUACUUGAGAGGGCCAGUGUUUGUACAUGGACGCAGCGUUGUCAGGUCCACAGUAACGUUUCAAAAAUGGAGUAUGGGUUAAGCGUUGCUGUCAAAAUUCGCUAUUUUAGUGCAGUGACUACGAAUCAUUUAAGUGCGUUCCUCUGAUGAUGACAGAGUUAAUAGGAUAAGGGCGUUCAUUGUUGUGGCUUAAUAUGUUAAAGAAAUAAAAAAAGUUGAUUACGCGAUCUUUUAUACUAUUGUUUUAGGCACUUUUCCUUGUGUCUUAUGUUGGUUCGUGAUUUAUAUUAAGUGUUAUUUUAUGGCGCUGGUUGUCCCAUAGUUGAAUGUUAACUUGUUGAUCAGAUGCGCCGAGAAAAAGAUGUUCAUAAGAAAGCGCUGUGCUGCUGCCCAGACUGUUAAUCAUAGCUACUUCAUACCUUCGUUCAUAAUCAUCAUGAAGAUAAAUAAUAAAUGAUCAUAAUGGCCCAUGCAAAUUCCAGGUCAAAUGGAAGAGUUCAAGUUGUCAGCUGCGCUUAGACAAAAAAAUGUAUGAUUUUUUCUCAGUUUUUUCGGAUCGUCUAAGGUCAUUGAUAGAUGAAUAUCAUUACCCAGAUUAGAGAUGGCGUCGUUCAGUUUAAUCAAUAGUGAGAAAUCAAAGUAACGAUCAGGGUUCGCUAAACUCAUCGUUCAGCUAGUCAUUGUUCGUCUGCUCUUUGAGGCCACUUCUUUUGCACGUAGUGCAUCCCCAACUUUUUGGAUUCGAUCUACCAAAGGUAGACGAAUAAUGUUUCUUCGCGGAAGAUUUCAGCUUGGUAUUGGUAAUCAAAGUGCGCAUGUCAACAAUGUUUUUUUGCUGAAUGAUUAAUAUCAAAUCGCUUUGUCUUUGAGAUAGAUGGGUGCUGGCUCUGAUAGAUGACUCUAAUUGAUAGAUGCUGCUCGUGUAAACAAGGCGAUAAGAGAAAGCUGAAGUUAUAAAAAAAGUAUCCUGGCAGCAAUAGUUAAGGUUAUUAUUGAAAAUAUCAAAUCAACUCCGUGUUUUUAUGUGAGAUAGAAAAGUGACAAUGAAAGCCGUGGGUGCUAUAUGUUGGGCAAACGCAAGUUCGAGACAUACGGUACCAGCUUAUUAGUAAGCCCCUUAAGUUAUUUUAUUAUUUUGCCAUACUAAAAUGUGCGGGCGUUGCUGUUAUCGUUAUUGUUGGUCACUGAUAAUGUGAGUAAUUGCUGAUGAAAGAUCUUCACCCUAGACAGAAAGGAAACUGGUAGUACUGAAUUUUAUUUUGAGCUAUACUAGUGGAUCUUACGAAACGAAGGUUAUCUUGCCAAGCUGCUGCAUCUUUGAAGCGACUCCUCUAAAUACAUGUCGGGGAAUAAUUUCAAAUUUCUCAGUGCAAUACGAUUCGAGUCCCUCUAAAUAGAUGUAUGUUUUGAAAUAUGAGGACGUUCUUGAAGAGGAUCCUUCACAAAAAAGUCAAAUUCUGUCUUUCGAAGUACGAACCUUGUCGCCUUUUAUAACAACGGCGAAAAGCCAACAACGGUUAUCUAAAAAAUCGUAAAACAAAGAUAGCUCAGAAUACGGGCAUUAUUGCAUCCAUUAUCAACAUAAACAAUUGUGAGGUACGCUUGUCCUUUCAGUUAUAAUUCAAAUGGAGACACCGACCUUUUUCUGAUCAAACAUCUAGCUAGUGCGAGAGCCUAAUAUAGCUCGAAUAUCUUAUAGGGAAGAUGCACCCAUAAACAGGUCAAGUAUGCGUCGGACACUUUACCUUGAGAAUUUAACCAGAUAUGUACCUUAGAUAGAAACAUACGAACAAUGAAUUGAAUGAGAAUAUACUUCUUACUGGUUGCAUUGGUUUUGAAGUAUCGCAUCAGACGGUCAAAUUUAUAUACGUGUACUGUUACAACUAUUUCUACUAGUACUGAUUUCACAGCUUCGAGAUGGUGGAACCGUACAGCGCCAAGCGAUGCUUGGUGAGUCGAAUUGAGCGAGGCUUUGGUUUGCAGAAGCCCACUCACUUCCCACCAACCAGUGAGGUAAUGGCGACACUGUUUCCAAAGCCACUAUACAGUUGUGCGUGACUCAGCUACCACAAGGAUAUACUUAUUAUUGGUGGUGAUGGAAAAGGGAAACAAGAAUAUAUGGCCAUGACGAUAACAAUGAUGGAAUAGAACGAAUAAAGUCAGUAUCCCUCGUAUUCCAAUUUUUAGGAGGGAUACAAAAAUGUCGUGUCCCUGUUGUCCAGUCGGAAGGCCUUUUUCUUGGGAUUGGCGAAGCAACAAACUUCCGGUAGGGAAAAGACGAAUGCUACGUUCUAAGUACAACUAUGCCAGUGCGGUUUGACUGUCGCCAUUAUGAGACUUACACCUCAUGACUAUGACACCUGAUAAGUAAUAAUAGUAACACCUGACUACUAACUGUAGUAUAAUUCUACGCGUAAUCGAUGAUUAAGAACGUGUUUCUCUAUUCGUCUAUGUGACGAUCAUAUUACGAUACAAUUGGUAUGUACUAUUAUAAUCACUUAGUAUUGCAGGCGUAAACUUUUCUAAUUGCCAACGAGAAUGAAGUGCACGGUGCGAUAACAUCCCGUAGUAAUUUAUAGUAGUAAUAAAAUGAAUAGUAAUUAUAUUACGAUAACGCCAUGUUCAAAGCCAACGACAUUUUUUUGUAUGCCAUCGACAUAACUGUGGUUUAGACAAAAAUUUGUAUAAAUAACACAGAUUUCAAAAGUGGAAUCUGCAAGAAUAUACCAUAAUACAUUAAAUGAUAUUAAUAUAAUAACAAGUAAUGAUUAAUUGUAGUGCGGUACAUAUAUUGUAGAAUGAAUAUUACCAUAGCUAAGUACAGCACUCUAUGCUAUUGUAAAUCGAAGCAAAUGAUGUAACUCAUUAAAGUUCAUUGUAAAGUGUAAAUAAAUAAGAUACCAAUAGUUAAUGAUACCAAUUGAAAUAUUACUAGGCUUGAUACGUAAAAUAAAUGGUUUGCGUAUGAGUUGAG